Tarenaya hassleriana is the source of this 2473-nucleotide messenger RNA. Its product is annotated as WD repeat protein iqw1-like. Gene Ontology annotation, cellular component: Cul4-RING E3 ubiquitin ligase complex; cytoplasm. The record is from RefSeq and is a predicted model, not a curated record. The coding region runs from base 66 to 2336 and encodes 756 amino acids. Gene Ontology annotation, molecular function: protein binding. The transcript has 20 exons. NCBI's taxonomy places the organism in Eukaryota, Viridiplantae, Streptophyta, Magnoliopsida, Brassicales, Cleomaceae. Gene Ontology annotation, biological process: negative regulation of fatty acid biosynthetic process.
GCCGAGAAACAAUCGGUGCUGAUCGUUGUCACCUAGACUAUUCAAAAAGGCUUUCUCAAUCUCCAAUGGAGAAUCUGAGUUUUCACGACGGGAAUACCUACAAUCUUCUCGAGAGAAGGUCGAUGGAACCGAGUCACGAUAUUGAUCAAAGACUGCAAAUACACUCUUCCUUGAUCCGAAGGCUUUCUCAGGAAAGAGUAUUGGAGGGACAUCAAGGUUGUGUUAAUUCUCUUGACUGGAAUUCUGAAGGUUCAUUGUUGAUAUCUGGAUCAGAUGAUACAAAGGUUAACAUUUGGGGUUACUCUAGUCGUAAGCUUUUGCAUUCAGUAGAUACAGGACAUUCCUCAAACAUAUUUUGCGCAAAAUUUGUCCCUGAAUCUUCUGAUGAGCUUGUGUUGUCUGGAGCUGGAGAUGCUGAAGUGAGAUUAUUUAAUUUAUCUCGGCUAAGUGAGAGAGCUAGUGGUGAUAAUGCUAUCCCACCGUCAGCCUUGUUCCAAUGUCACACACGAAGAGUGAAAAAACUAGCUGUUGAAGUUGGUAACCCCAAUGUUGUAUGGAGUGCUAGUGAAGAUGGGACUCUAAGACAGCAUGAUUUCCGAGAGUCCACAUCUUGUCCUCCUUCCAGGUCUGCUCAUCAAGAAUGUCGCAAUGUUCUGCUUGACCUGCGGAAUGGAGCAAAAAGAUCACUGGCUGAUCCUCCUAGGCAAACUCUUUCCCUUAAGUCUUGUGAUAUAAGUUUAACAAGGCCGCAUUUGCUUCUCGUCGGUGGAAGUGAUGCAUUUGCUCGUCUGUAUGACAGAAGGAUGCUACCACCACUGACAUCCUGCCAGCAAACGGCAUCUCCUCCUAUGUGUGUCAAUUAUUUCUGUCCAAUGCAUCUUUCUGAACGUGGGCGAUCAAACUUGCACCUAACACAUGUCACUUUCAGUCCUGAUGGAGACGAGGUUUUACUUAGUUAUAGUGGGGAGCAUGUGUACUUGAUGAACGUAAAUUACGGCAUUGGAUCUAUGCAAUACAGUCCUGGAGAUGUAGCAACCCUGUUUUCUUUCAAUCAAAUAUUCCAUGGUGUUGAAUCUCAACCUCAGGUCUCCAACUUUUCUCAAAAUGACAACCACAAAAGCAGCAACCAUGCAAGGCUGAAAAUGUGCAGGGAGUUGGUCGAAAUGGCUAUAAGAUCCUUAGAAGAGGGAGCUGACAUUUAUUAUGCAAUAGAGGCAUGCAAUGAAGUUUUGGAUGGGUAUCCCGAUGAGAUUGAAUCUGAGUUAAAACAUGAGUGCCUUUGUACUCGUGCCGCCUUAUUGCUCAAGAGGAAGUGGAAGAAUGAUGUUCAUAUGGCUGUACGAGAUUGUCAAAAUGCUCGAAGAAUCAACGCUUCCUCCUUCAGAGCUCAUUAUUAUAUGGCUGAAGCAUUGCAGCAAUUGGGGAGGUAUAAAGAAGCACUUGAUUUUGCCGUUGCUGCACAAAGUCUGAACCCACCACCUAAUUCUGAUAUAGUGACUAAGGUGGAGAGUAUCAAAAGGGAUUUUGAGGCAGCGGAAGCUGAAAAAAAUGACAAGACAGACGGUCAGACUUCUAGAGUACUUUCAUUGAGUGACAUACUCUAUAGAUCAGAGGCCAACAGUGACACUUCACAUGAUAUGCCGAGAUCUGAAAGAGAAGGAUCUGAGAAUGAUGAGGAACUGGAGCUGGAUACUGAAACAUCAGGAUCAGGUGAUAGAGGACGUGAAUAUGAUGUGGACUCGAAUGCUCUGUGUGGAAAUGAUAACCAACAAUUUCCCUGUGUAGUUGAUAGAGCUGCAGAAAACGCUGGUUCUAGUGGCUCCUCUGGCCCUCCAUCUUCGUCAUUGCAAAAUGACAAGUCUUAUCAGCCAGAGCAAUCCAUAGAUAUGAAACGUAGAUAUAUUGGCCACUGUAAUGUUGGAACUGAUAUUAAGCAGGCCAGUUUUCUUGGUCAGAGAGGUGAAUUUGUUGCUAGUGGAAGUGAUGACGGUAGGUGGUUUAUAUGGGAGAAACGGACGGGUAGGCUGAUAAAAAUGCUUCUCGGGGAUGAAGCUGUUGUGAACUGCAUACAAUGCCAUCCAUUUGACAGUGUCGUGGCAACCAGUGGAAUCGACGACACUAUAAAGAUAUGGAGCCCAACUGCGUCAGGCCCGUCAAUUGUUGCGGGCGGAUCAGCUGGACCCGAGACCGCCAAUGUAUUGGAAGCUAUGGAGGCUAAUCAGCAAAAACUAAGCCGUAACCGUGAGGCUAUCCUGCCCGUGGAGCUGUUGGAGCGAUUUCGAAUGCACGAGUUUUCGGAGGGAACUUUGCACCCAUUUGAAUGUACUCAAAGCUAAGUAGGGUCGGCUUUCAGUUUCAGGUAACCUUCUUACAUAACAAAUAUAAAAAAACAUUAAACUGAUCUAAUAAUACUAUUAUGCCUUUUGAAAAAGUCAAACGCCUUUUAUGUUCAUUCAUUGCCAAGUCAAAAGUC